Scleropages formosus (Asian bonytongue) is the source of this 2241-nucleotide messenger RNA. RefSeq names its product cadherin-related family member 5-like. The record is from RefSeq and is a predicted model, not a curated record. Gene Ontology annotation, molecular function: cadherin binding; calcium ion binding; beta-catenin binding. The transcript is spliced from 14 exons. Gene Ontology annotation, biological process: multicellular organism development; calcium-dependent cell-cell adhesion; cell-cell adhesion mediated by cadherin. Gene Ontology annotation, cellular component: catenin complex; adherens junction; membrane. Bases 1 to 2241 code for a protein of 746 amino acids. NCBI's taxonomy places the organism in Eukaryota, Metazoa, Chordata, Actinopteri, Osteoglossiformes, Osteoglossidae.
AUGGCCACUGCGCCUCUGAUUACUGCAGCAAAUCAAUGCCUUGGAGGUCAGGAUAUAUUUGCAAAAGUUAAAGAAAACAGUCCCACCGGAGAAUUCAUAGCAAAUUUUAGCAUUGUGGGGGACCCGGGAGCCAAUACCAUCCGUUUGUGCCUCACCGGAGAGGAUGCCGACUGGUUCUUCCUGGAAGGCAGAACAAUCAGACUGAACACGUCUUUCUCACGGACGCUGGAUCGAGAGGUCCAGGGAUCUGUUUUAAUAGCUGCAUUAACAUGCUAUGAAGACGAAACAAUACAGAGCGAAUACAGAGUUAUGGUUGAGAUCCUCAAUGAAAAUGACAACAAGCCAAUCUUCCUCAAAACAAACAUUCAAUCUUUGGACAUUAGUGAGCUGACUUCAGUGAACACAGUGGUAUUCACUGUGCAGGCAAGAGACGCAGACGAUGACACCAUUAUGUACAUAAUCGAAAAAUCAUUGCCUGAUGCCAUCUACUUCAGAAUAGACCUGCCCAACAGCGGCAAAGUGAUUCUGGCCAAACCGCUGGACUACGAGACCAAGACCCAACUGCGGUUAAUCAUUUAUGCUGUGGAAAUGAACACCAAGGAGAAGUACAACGCCACGACCACAGUAACAGUCAAUGUCCUGGAUGGAGAUGACCAGUACCCACAGUUCCAGCCCUGUACCCUCUUCUCCCAAGACAAAGAAGAGCCCAUCUGCACUAACCCAGUCUACACAGUGAACAUCACAGAAAUGGAGCAUGACACUAUGUUAUAUUUUUCUCCUGGUCCUAUUCAUGCUGUGGAUGGAGACAAGGGUUUGGGGACACCCGUGCUGUACACCAUUUUAUCAGGUGCUGACAAUGGCAGGUUCCACAUUGACAAUGAAACUGGAGUGAUAACGCUAACAAGGCCUGUGGAAAAUAGACUCCUAACCCCAAUAAUCAGACUACGGAUCAUGGCCUCUCAGAUUGAUGACCCAAAGAAGUAUACAGUGGCAACAGCUCUGAUUCGAGUGCUAGCCAAGAACCGUUUCCCUCCGCAGUUCAACAGAACUUUGUACAAGGGCUUCGUCAUGGAGAACAGCAGCCCUGCUACAUUGGUCUCCACUUACGGGAACGCCGUCCUCGUGCUUCAAGCGAUUGACCUCGACUUUAAAGAUGGAGUGAAUCCGAAGGUCCACUACUCCCUGAGGCAAAAGCCAGAUGACACAAAACUCUUUCAUGUCACACAGCAGGGCCUUCUGAUUGCCAAAACUAACCAGGUGCAAGCUUUUCAGAAACAUGUUGUUGAGGUACUUGCAACAGACCAGGAAUCAGGAGACACUGCAAAUGCUACAGUUGAUAUUGAGGUUCUCCAGAAAGGUCAACAAGUCCCACAGAGCCCUUUCGGGGAGGAACGCCUCUACGGAUUGGACAUGGAUAUGAACACACUUGGAGGAGUUGCUGGAAUGGUCCUGCUGCUGUUGCUUGCCACCUGCUUUGGACUUCUACAGUUGGCAAAGUGGCGGAGGGAGAGACAGGACCCAGCAGACCGGGCCUCAGUUGCGCAAGGGAAGCACCCAAAUGUGGCCAGCCCUGGGAGACCCAUGCCUCUAAUCGAAGAAAUCUCUUAUCACAAUGAGGCAUUCAGUGACUUUGAUGUCUCUGUCUCCACCCUGUACGGCAAACAAGGAUUAUAUACUAAAAAGGAAAACAUGCCACGUGAAAGGGAGUACAGCGGGGACUACGACGGUUCACAGUUCCCCAGCAUAACAGCACCUGCGUUCACGAUAACUGAGCCUCCACUGAGAAUGGUCUCACCGGUGACUGCAUACGCAGGGAGAGCCCGCGACAAGUCAACCAGUAAGUCUGUCUCAUUCACGGAUGGGUUCAAACUGAAAGCGACGGAUAUCAACGAAGGCCCACCUGCUGAAGAUGAGCCCGCAGACAAUCAAACUUCCAAAGAGAUUCAGCUGAAAAGCGAGCCCAUGACCCUGAAGACAAGCCGCAUGCUGCCUCCACUGCAGGCUGUGGCUUUCUGUGAGUCGAGCGUAGCAGUAGCAAGGACUGUGGAACACAGACACAUGCAGGAUAAACUUUAUGGAGCAAAGCCUACUGGCGGAAAUGCUGCCACAAUGUCAUGGCCAAAAGAGCACACAGACAGCGAGGAUGACGAUUAUAACAAUGACGCAGACGAUGACGAUGGUUAUAAACAUGAAGAGGAGGUGGAGGAAGUUGAAAACCCAUAUAAGUCCUUGCCACUGUGA